Neurospora tetraspora is the source of this 3065-nucleotide messenger RNA. RefSeq names its product barren protein. Bases 263 to 2986 code for a protein of 907 amino acids. Gene Ontology annotation, biological process: mitotic chromosome condensation. Gene Ontology annotation, cellular component: condensin complex. Lineage: Eukaryota; Fungi; Ascomycota; Sordariomycetes; Sordariales; Sordariaceae. The record is from RefSeq and is a predicted model, not a curated record. Gene Ontology annotation, molecular function: chromatin binding. The transcript is spliced from 4 exons.
UCAUCCACGCCAAGCACCCCAGACUCCCUUCACCCCGCUGUUAGGCCUCAGCACGUGCCGCCACCCGUCACCAGCCCGCUGAAACGUGGAUCCUGCCAGGCCUGUCCGUCCAGUGUCCGCGCUACCCAGCAUUGGCACUCGUGGUUACGGGCGGGUCAAAGUAAACAAACACCACUGAAACUCCAACUUGACAGCGGCCUGGCCUUGGAAAAGACGUCGAGGUUCACAUCUUGUUCGCGAUAGCUUCAUCACCAUCGACAAGAUGCCUCGCCUCAGCACAGGUCCGCGACGGAGCCUGAGCAGGGGUCCUGCUGUGCAAUCGCCGCUCAAAUCUCCAGGCCUCAAAAUCCCACUAAACGACGACGCCCAAGAAAAGGAAAAACGAUCGCGAGGACGCAAAGCCCUCCACGAGGCCCAGAUCAACCAGCUCAAGCUCGCCGCGACCGCAACCGCAACCCCCGCGCGCAGCGUAAUCGACGACAAUGGCAACACUCCGGCCUCCAACGGCCCGCGCACCCCGCGUCGCCGCAUCUCCGGCAAGGAGAACUUUUCCAUCCUCGACGGCGAUGAUAGACCGGUCGUGGGCGGCUCCGUCGUCACCCCAAUGAAGCGCGUCCCCAUCCUGGCCAACUUCGAGGAGUGGAUGAAGAUGGCGACUGACAACAAGAUCAAUGCCGCCAACUCGUGGAACUUUGCGCUGAUCGACUACUUUCAUGAUAUGUCGCUGCUCAAGGAGGGAGACGGUGUCAAUUUUCAGAAGGCCAGUUGUACGUUGGAUGGCUGUGUCAAGAUUUAUACCAGCAGAGUCGACAGUGUUGCGACGGAAACCGGAAAGCUGCUCAGUGGUUUGGCCGAUAGUCGCGACAGCAAGAAGAGGGAUAGAGAUGGCGAGGAGGGUGGUGAUGAUGAUGAAGAGGAGGAAGUGGACGAGAAUGGCAAUGUGCGGAAGAAGCCAAGAAAGAAGACUCAACGAUCAUCCGAAGCCACCCUCGCACCGUCCUUCGCAUCACUACAGCUCAAAAAGUUCGAACUCGAAUUCUCAGUAGACCCGCUGUUCAAAAAGGCAUCAGCAGACUUCGACGAGGGAGGCGCUAAGGGUCUACUCUUGAACCACCUGAUGAUAGAUUCGCAGGGUCGUAUUGUCUUUGACAGCAGCGACGACGCCAACGACACUCUCGACUCACGCAAUCAAAAGACCGCCGAGGAGAACGACCAAGAUGCCGACCCGGACGCCAUGGAAAUCGAUGCCAUGGAAAUCGACGGUCAGCCCGAAAUGAGCCAGACCCGAACCCAACAACAACAAGAGGAGGAGGAGGAUGAUGUAGAGAUCGACAUUGACAGCCUUGGUGCUAGGUUCUUUCCCGAUCUUGGACGACUGGACGAGAUGGACGUGUGCCCGUCACUCAAGACUUUCAUCCUUGGUGACCCCUCCGGAUCCCUCGAUAUUCCCUUCCUCAGAGCGCCCGAGGACUGGCGCCAGGAGCAAGAUAGAGCCAAAACUCCUGGCCUCGGCAACAAAUCCGGCUUCAUUAUCGACGACGAGAACCCGCUCGGCUUUGACGAUGACGACGCGCUGGGCGCAUUCGACCUGGGAGGAGACGUUGACGUAGCCUUCGGUGAGGGUGGUGAAGCCUGGGCCCGCGAAGCAGCCAUCGAGCCACAAAUGAUGCGUGUCUUCGACGCCGGUCUAGACCUAGGAGAAGGCGAAGGUGGUGACGAUGGUGACGGAGUCGACGGCGACCUCGAAAUGCUCGACCAAGACAAGGGCGAUUUCGGCAUGGUCAACAUGACCAACGCCCAAAAGACCGACCGCCUGCACGAGGACAUCCUCAGCUACUUCGACCAAGCCCUGCAAAAGAACUGGUCCAGUGCCGAGCACUGGCGCAUCCGCAAGAUCAAGGACGUCAACAAGCCACAAACGGGAGAACCGCAACGCCAGCGCAAGGAAAAGCAAGCCUUCGAGAUCGACUUCUUCACCCCCAUGGACCGCACCCUUCACGACGUCCUGCACAACCAAGCCACUACCAACUCGGCCAUCUCGCUCCCCAAAAAGGACUGGAAGUCCAAGUCGCGCAACCUGCUGCCGGACGACAAGCACUUCAGCUCCAAGCAGCUGCUCAACCUCUUCCUUAAGCCCAAGGCCCGUCUCGGCCGCAAGCAGCGCGCCUUCGGUCGUUCCAAUGCCGACAAUCAAAAUCCAGACCAAGUCCCCGAGGGCGCCAUGGACGAGGCCUUCUGGGCCCAACAAAAGGCUCCGCUCAACCAAGGUCUCUCCCAAGAUGAACAUCUACCGCAGGGUGACUACGACGCGAAUUUCUUCCAAGACGACGGUCUGCCGUUUGCCAACGGCGGAGACGAUGAUGAUGACGAAGACAUGGACGAGGAAGUUUUUGCCGAUGCACGGGAUCAUUUCUCUCCUGGCCCCGGUGGUACGCAAGGAGAUGGUGCUGCCGGAAAAGAAGGAACAGCAGGAUUGACGAUGGACGUGGGCAUGACGGGCGCGUUUAAUGGGUUGACGGUUACGAACCCGGCCGAUUUGGCGUUUGGCACGAUGCUGGUUACGCAAUCGAGGAGAGUCAGGCCCGAGUAUGUGCAGUAUGCGAGACGGGCGAAAAAGGUGGAUGUGAGGAGGCUGAAGGAGGAGAUUUGGCGGGGGAUGGGGUUGGAGAUGUUGGAUGGGACAAACCCAGAAGAUUCUCUCAUAUCACCCCCUCUAACAACCCCAUCCGCGCAACCGGGCUCAUCAGAGCCUCCAAAGGAAGGCUCAGCAGAACCGCCCACUCUCAAGUUCACGGAAGUCAUGAACUCCCUGCAAAAAGUCUACCCGAAAACGGCCAUGGACGACAUCUCCACCAGUUACUGCUUCAUUUGCUUGCUGCAUCUUGCCAACGAGCGCGGACUGGUGAUCGAAAAGAGCGAGGAGUUGACGGAGUUGUACAUAAAGAGGGAUGCGAACGCUGUUGUUGAGGAGGGUGGUGGGGAGUGAGUGAGUGAAGGAAUGGAUGAAACCCUGUUGGAUGGAAACAUGUUCAGGAUGAGCGAUGGGUGAGAUGUGAGAGUGAUGC